Molecule: messenger RNA, 3150 nt
Organism: Brienomyrus brachyistius
Lineage: Eukaryota; Metazoa; Chordata; Actinopteri; Osteoglossiformes; Mormyridae
Product: dnaJ homolog subfamily C member 27-like
Exons: 7
Coding region: 730-1548 (272 amino acids)
Molecular function (GO): GTPase activity; GTP binding
Source: RefSeq, a predicted model, not a curated record
ACUUGUAGAUUGUAGCAAAUCUAAAAGACAACAGGCUAUAAUAAAGCCAUUUAAUAAAUGUUUACAUUUUCUCUUAACCUCGGAUGCUCUUUGGUGCCCUCCGUAGAUGGUGUCGCCAACGACUGUAAAUAUUUGCUGUAAAAAAGAUGGGAGUUAUAGAUUCUACUGGUCUCGUGUGUCAUUCUAGCCUUAUUAGUUUGUUUUCUUUAGUUUUUAAAAGUAGAAUAAUAUGAGUUGUUUGGGUUUAUUUAUUUCUCUUUAUUAGGGGUUCAACUUGCGCUAGUGACGAAUCUGUGAUAUCCACUGCGUAAUUGCUAUUAUAUUUAUCAUAAUAAACAUAAUAAACAAUGUGAUCUUAUAUAUUUUGGUGGGAGGAAGAAAUCUAAGGAUAUUUGUGUGCUUAUUUUGAUAAAAAGAGGAAAUGGUUAUCGUUACUUAUAAGUAUUUGUGUUGAAUCUGCUUUAGUGAAUCGGGAGAUGCAAAAGGGGAGAGCGGAUGAAAACAUAAACGGAGAGGAAUUGCUAACGCUGCUGUUACUGACAAUGUAGCCGGCUGCAAUGAAACCGUUUAAUGGGUAACGUUAGCGAGUCAUUUAACAUUUCACAGACACAGAGCGCUAUUUGGGCUGGCUAGAUGGCUGCUUCCCUUCCUAGUUAAAUCUGGUUAGUCGGCGAGCUGUUCAGCUAAGCUAGUUUCCCGUAGUUUCUGUCAAACGUGUCUAAUAGCGCCAUGGAGACCAAUUUACAGAAGAGACGGGAAACUAAAUCCCUCCGUGUGAAAGUCAUCAGCUUGGGAAAUGCAGAGGUGGGAAAGAGUUGCAUUAUUAAACGGUACUGUGAAAAGAGGUUCGUACCUAAAUACCUCGCCACAAUCGGCAUAGACUACGGUGUUACAAAAGUUCAAGUUCGGGACCGUGAGAUGAAAGUCAAUAUUUUUGACAUGGCAGGGCACCCCUUCUUUUAUGAGGUACGGAAUGAAUUUUACAAGGACUCCCAGGGAGUCAUCCUGGUGUACGACGUGGGGCUGAAGGAGAGCUUUGACUCCCUGGAUGGCUGGCUGGAUGAAAUGAAGCAGGAGAUUGGCUCUCAAACGAACAUGGAGAACAUCGUCUUUGUAGUGUGCGCUAAUAAGGUGGAUCUGGCAAAGCGACGAGUGGUGGAUGAGAGCGAGGGCCGACUGUGGGCAGAGAGCAGGGGAUUCUUCUACUUUGAGACCUCAGCACAGAGUGGAGAGGGCAUCAAUGAGAUGUUCCAGGCCUUCUUUUCUUCUAUCACAGACAUGUGUGAGAAUGGGGGCAAACGGCCUGUAAUGGAGGCCAGCCUGGGCUUCACCAGGGAGCAGGCUGAUACCAUCCGCAGGAUCCGUAGUAGCAAAGACAGCUGGGAUAUGCUUGGGGUCAAGCCCGGUGCCACCAAGGAGGAGAUCAACAAAGCGUACAGAAAGCUGGCUGUAUUGCUGCACCCAGACAAAUGCAUGGCUCCGGGUAGUGAGGAUGCCUUUAAGUCUGUGGUGAAUGCUCGUACUUCACUUCUGAAGAACAUCAAGUAGGAAACGUAACUGUUCUGACCCAAACCAGUUACCAGGCAUAAAGAUGAAGUCUACUCAUCAAUCCCUGAUAGAAAAAAUGAGAGUGAGAGGAGAGGAGAGGAGAUUUUCUCACAGCUAAUGCAGGAGUUGAUCUUCUGCUGCUCUUGUGCCACUCUAGAGCAGUGUUUCCCAACCCGAUCCUUGGGGAUUGCCAGACGGUACAUGUUUUUGCUCCAACCGAGAGCUGGUACAGAACAAAAAUGUAGACUGUGGCAGGGGGCUGGGAGGGAUCGAAAACAUGGACUCUCUGGGGGUCCAUGAGGAUCGGGAUGGGAUACACUGCUCUAAAGUACUGUUUACAAUAAUGUUUAUGAUGUGAAUUGAGUUAUUUAAUUUCAGUCAUGUGAGUAUAUAUAGCUGUUCUUUUUGAAUUAUUUAAUUUUUGUUCAUUUUGUUAAACCAACGCAUGGUGUAAGGUAUAUAAUACAUUUUUAUUUAGGUAUUUAUUCUGUUAUCUGUCCUUAUUUUUACUGAAGAUCAGAAACACAAUUAAUUGCAAAUAUGCUUACAGACUUAGUGGUAAGUGUGGACCUCUGCCUUGUUCCAUAAUGAUUGCGGUUAUAUUGCAUGAUAAUACAGUGCAGUUCUUAGAUGGAAUUUAUCUGCCUUUUGUCAUUCCAUGACAUCUGAAAAGGAAUACAUGCUUUAGAUAAACAGACCUAUUUUCAGCAGUAAUUAUGGUUACCGAGUAGCUUAAUAAUAAUAAUAACGGUAUUGUUUGUAUGUUGUAUGAAGGCAUGGAGGCAUCUAGUAAUAUAUCUGUUUAUUUUUCUGAAAAAUAUGUUGUACUUAAUGUACACAGUACUAAGCUUGUGUGUGUCGAUAUUCAUUUUCAAAAUGCUAUUGUGAUGAUUUUUUUUUCUUUUCUAUUCACUGUUGUGUAUGAUCCUUCUCAACAAAGUUCUCUCAAAGUUCCUAACCAAAAUUUAAAAAACUGGUCCUGACAUUAACAUUUUAAAAUUAAUAAUAAGCUUGUAAAAAAAGAAAAGAAAAAAAAAAACUCCUCUUGGAUACCAAGAGCAUGUGGCUGGACAAGCCUUUACUUGUCAUUAAUUUCAGCAUUUCAGAAAUAAUAUUUUAACUAUUGUUAGUUCGGUUUUUCUCUGUGCCUCUUGUCGAAGUUCAUCCUGUUAAGUAGGUUUAGGACUACAGCUCUCUGCAUGGUUUGGUAUUAAAAACUGGCACGUUAUAUGCAAUCAGUCCAAUUUGGUUCAUAUGUCAGACAGCGCAGGCAUGAGUCAGAUAAGGAUACAUGAAUAUUAUUGUGACCAAAUGGAUUCACUGACAAUCGGUGCAGAUGUGAAUUUUGUUUAUGAUGAUUGGUUAUUUGGAAGUAAUGCAAAGCCAUUUAUCAUUCAUUUACUGAGAGGAAUAGAAAUUAUGCAGCUUUUAGUGUUGCCCGACAAUUUAAUACAUGUAAAUCGGAUUAUGUAUUAUGUAAAUCUAAUAGAAAUAUGUUGGAUGACCUGAAAGCAUAUCCAAUACAUAAGAGUUUUUUUGUAUUUUUUCUUGUAAAGUAUUUUGUAGAACUGUAAAUGUUUGAAUACAUGUUUGGAUAAUUUA